Messenger RNA from Cladocopium goreaui, 975 nucleotides. The record is from the annotation of a GenBank genome assembly. NCBI's taxonomy places the organism in Eukaryota, Dinophyceae, Suessiales, Symbiodiniaceae.
AUGUCAUAUGACCAUUAUGACCAGCAUUUGAAGUGGGUCCCUACAGUUUGGUAUCGCAAGAAACUCAUUUGGUCCAGGCUGGCCAAGCGCGUUGCCUCAGUUCUUGGUGAGGAGAUUGGCCAGGGGACUGUGGGAUAUCGAAUCAGUGGUGACACCAUUGACGGGAAGCUCUGCUUUGUAACUGUUGGCUACUUGCUGCAACGUCUGGUCAACAACCCUGAGGAUUUUCACCGCUACACACAUGUGGUGCUGGAUGAGGUGCACGAACGUGGAGUAGAUGCUGACCUCCUUUCCAUGGUGAUCAAGCUGCUAAUGCAUUGCUGUCCAAAAGUGAAACUCAUCGUGAUGUCUGCAACGUUGCAGGUGGAAAAGCUGCCCCAACCCCACAACAUUCAGCAAGCAUCACUUUUUGCAGACUACUUUGCAUCUUUACAAAAAAGCAAAAAACAGCUCCUCGGCCAAGACUUGGUGUUGACGCUGUCGGAAGUUCUGGCUGUGGGUGCCCGUUGCCACCCUGUGGAGCAGCUCUUCUUGGACGAUCUGCAAGAUCAGUUUGACUUUGCUGAGCCACGUGAUCGAAGAAGUUUGGACAAUGCUCUUGUUGAACCCCAGAUCUCCGAGGGUCUCAUGGAGGUGACCUGCAACCUCGUGCAGCAGCUUGCACAGCCGGCGUGCACAGUCAUUGUUUUCUUGCCUGGAAUUGCGGACAUCACGCAACUAUUUGAGUCCUUGGCGCCGCUGGAUGACACUCGUGACAUCUCGCGUUCGGGCAUUACGAAGCGAGCAGAUUGCCCAAGGCUUCGAAUCUUUGCGCUGCACUCCAUGAUCCCGCGGCAGGAGCAGGAGGAAGUCUUUAAUGAAGUUCCCAAGGAUUGCAGUCACAUUGUUUUGGCGAGCAACAUCGCGGAGAGUUCUCUCACACUGCCCAAUGUCUGUGCAGUCGUCGACUUGGCCCUCAGACGUUCGGUCCAGUAG